Messenger RNA from Entelurus aequoreus (snake pipefish), 1372 nucleotides. RefSeq lists its product as uncharacterized. The transcript has a single exon. Lineage: Eukaryota; Metazoa; Chordata; Actinopteri; Syngnathiformes; Syngnathidae. The record is from RefSeq and is a predicted model, not a curated record. Bases 1 to 1014 code for a protein of 337 amino acids.
AUGCGGCAUCGGUGCGCGGGGGCUGUCCAUCAGCAUCAGCAUCAGCAUCAGCAUCAGCAGCAUCAGACCCCCCAGCAGACGGCAGCGAGCGGCGAGCCAGACGCGCCUGUUUUCAGCCUGCCGCCCCCGCCCUCUUCCCAGCACCGAGAGUGCGACGCGCACCGCCGGAGCCUCCAGGAGCUCCCCUGCCUGAGUCAGCCCGCGCGGCGCGGGGAAACGCCGUUUCCACCGGGCGCGCAGCAGGAUCCCUGGGCCCCGGCCGGCUCCCAGCCUCUUUUUCCCAGCUGCCACUGCAGCUUUUCCACGGACCAUUCACAAAACCAGCGUCCUCUCCCCGCACCGCAGCCCUCCCCUGCGCCUAUUCCGCCGCCGCCAACCGCCUUUCCCGGGGAUUGUCAACGUCUGGCAAGGAGUGCCGAUAAUUACCGCCAGGCGAGCAUCGUGGAACGCUGCAGGGGAGGAGGAGGAGACCACAGGCAGCUGCAGCAGAAGCAACACUGUCAUCCACCCAGGGACUCCUCCCCUGAAGGAAUCCGUGCAAACUCGCAGAAAAGGUGCAUUCUCGCCGAGCCGCGGACGCAGCAGCAACAGAUCCCGCAAUUGCGAGCGCAGCGGCAGCUACUGGUGGGGAGCAGCCUGCCCGUCAACUACUGCGCCAGCGGCUCCGGGGAGCUAUGUAGGACCCGCCAGGCUCCACUGCUGCAGCAGCAGCGCGCACCGGGGCUCGUCGUCUCCCAGCGGCCGCAGCAGCAGCAGCAGCAGCAGCAGCACGGUGACCAGCAGGACCGCAAGAAGUGCGCCAGGACCCCCGCGCCAGGCGCAACGCCCCCGGCCAAGUCGAGUGCGACCGGCAGCAGCAGCGGCAGCAGCAAGGAGAGCCCCAACUACGGCUCCAGCUAUCACCUGUGGCCGGAGAGCCCGCAUAAAGGCGAGGAGAGGAUCCGCAUCGACCCCCAUAAGGUAGAAUCACGCGGCGUGUAUGGGUUUUUUUUUUCUCUCUCCCACCCCCGCUGACCGCGCCUGGCGUGUUAUUUACAGCAAAGAUAGAAUGUUAAAAAAAAAUUUUAUUAAAAAAAAAAAAAAAAAAAAAAAAAAAAAAAAAAGACGCACUAUCACGCAUGUAACAACAACCGCGCGUCACACCUGUUCCAUGUUGCGGUGGGGUGGUGGUGCGCGGCCCACGGAAAUAUUCAAAUGAGGCUCCCGUGACAAAGCGCCUGUUGUUGCAUGUUCGUGUUGGGGGGCUUUUUUUUUUAAAUUUUUUAUUUAUUUAUUUUUUGCACACAAUGUGGGCUCGAACGUGGCCUGCCGACAUUCCUCCGAGUCACUCCACAGAUGUGCGCCCCACGUCGCACGUACGAGCUGCAGCACG